UGUAAAGUAACAGAAGAAGUGAAAGGGGUCUAUGAAGUUCUGUGUGUUUACAGUAUUUCAGCUUGUAUAUUCCAAUCAGUCGUCUGUUUUAGUUUCUUUAUAGUAAUGUUACUUGAAUGCGCGUAAGUGUGUUUCACAUUGCGAACUGCUGGACACUGAAAUAUGACGCUUUUAUUCAGUCAUCGCAUUUUUACAGUCUGGAGGCUGAAAUGCGGAGUGAUGGACAUUGGCUGGCCGUCUGUUUUACCUGCUGCUGGGAAGAAAUACCAGAUUGAGUUGCCAGUCGUGCAUGAAGAAGAGCUCGAGGAGCAGUUUGUUCGCGGAUCUGGACCUGGAGGACAAGCGACCAACAAAACCAGUAACUGUGUGGUGCUCAGACACAUUCCCAGCGGGAUCGUCGUCAAGUGUCACGAGACCAGAUCGGUGGAUCUGAACAGAAAGCGAGCCCGAGAGAUUUUACGCGAGAAACUUGAAGUGGCGUAUAAGGGUGAGGAGAGUGAACUGCUGAAAAUGAAAAAGGAAUCCAUGCAAAAGAAACAGGACAAGCGGAGAAAAGUCAACGAAAACAUCGAGAAGAAAAGACGAUUCAAGGAGAUGCUCAACUCAAAGCAAGAAGAUGACAAAUCCACAUGAUUUCUAAUAUCUUUUAUUAGUUAUGAACUAUGUACAGAAGCACUUCAGCAUUGUGUAUAUCAUAGGUCUUAAACUGGAUUCCUGGAGGGCCGCAGCUCUGCACAGUUUGCUCCAAUUCUAAUCAAACCCAGCUGAUCCAACUGUUCAAGGUGUUCAAGACUGUUAAGCAGGUGUGGGUUGGAGGUGGUUGGAGAUAAACUAUGCAGAUCUGCGGCUCUCCAGGAAUUGAGUUUUACACCAUUGGUGUUGAUUAUGAAACUGUGGAUGAACGCAGUGCUUGGGACAGUGUUUUAUGAACUAAACAAACUGCCAACAGAGAAAACAUUCAAGCUUGUGAAUAAAUGUGUCUUGAUGAAUUGAAAACUC
Messenger RNA from Danio rerio (zebrafish), 999 nucleotides. It is a transcript of the gene mtrfr, whose product is annotated as mitochondrial translation release factor in rescue. Gene Ontology annotation, biological process: translational termination. Gene Ontology annotation, molecular function: translation release factor activity. Gene Ontology annotation, cellular component: mitochondrion. The record is from RefSeq and is marked validated. Lineage: Eukaryota; Metazoa; Chordata; Actinopteri; Cypriniformes; Danionidae.